AUGGAACUUGACAUAAGAAGAUCAUCAUCAGCAUCUCCGUCGCUAUCACCACCACCACCCUCAAGGCCUUCAUGGCCUUUGAAUUUUGAUAAUUACAAAAACAAAGAAUUCGUUAGAAACAAAAUACAAUUUAUUUUAUAAUCAUUGUUAUUAUCAUUUUUCUUGCAUGGGGAAGCAUCUCUUGUCGUUUCGCUCCCUCCGGCGUCGUUUAAAGAAGAAGCGUGGCCCACCACAGCCAGCUCCGCCUCCUCUUCCCCCGGUUGGUGCUGUGGCUUCUCCUUCGGCUCAGAAUGUGAUCGGCGGUAGCAGUGGUGGGGGUGGGUCGGUGGCCGCAAAGGGGAAGAAGAAAGCGAGGCUGUGGAUGAGGUUUGAUUUCACUGGCAAAUCAGAGCCUGUUGAAUGUGAUAAGGGUGUUAUUAUUGAACGUGCGGGGAUUCCGGCGAGGGAUUUGAGGAUUCUCGGUCCUGUGUUCUCUCACUCUUCAAAUAUCCUUGCUAGGGAGAAAGCCAUGGUUAUCAAUUUGGAGUUCAUAAAGGCUAUAGUUACAUCUCAAGAAGUGCUGUUGCUUGAUCCUCUCCACCAGGAAGUGCUUCCUUUUGUAGAUCAGCUUAGGCAACAACUUCCUCAUAAAAGCUCCUUUAGCACACCUGGGGCAAGGGCAGCAGAUGUGCAAGAUAACGAAUUGCAGGUUUCCACACGCGAAAAGUGGUCACCUAUUGGAGAAGCUGUUGAAGGUGUACAGAAUGAGCUUCCAUUUGAGUUUCAGUUUCUGGAGAUUGCAUUAGAGUUUGUCUGUACAUAUUUAGACUCCAGCGUGGCUGACCUUGAGAGAGAUGCUUACCCUGUGUUGGAUGAACUGGCUAGAAAUGUUAGCACCAAGAAUCUUGAACAUGUCCGGAGUUUGAAAAGCAACCUUACACGUCUACUUGCCCGCGUACAAAAGGUAAGGGACGAGAUUGAACAUUUACUAGAUGACAAUGAAGAUAUGGCACAACUAUAUUUAACAAGGAAGCGAAUCCAGAAUCAGCAAGCCGAGGCUUUGCUAGCAGGUGCAGCUUCGAAUAGUAUUGUUGCAAGUGCACCUCAUCUUCGUCGACUUAGCUCUAACAGGAGUAGCAGUUUGGUGAUGAGUACCGUUAUGGGUGAUAAUGAUGUAGAAGAUUUGGAGAUGUUGCUUGAAGCAUACUUUAUGCAGCUGGAUGCAACACGCAACAAGAUACUUUCUGUGCGCGAAUAUAUUGAUGACACAGAAGACUAUGUGAACAUCCAACUCGACAACCAGCGUAACGAACUCAUCCAACUCCAGUUGAUAUUGACCAUUGCAUCAUUUGCCAUAGCUAUUAACACCUUGAUAGCUGGGAUAUUUGGGAUGAACAUCCCUUGUGUGUUGUACAAUGUUCAAGGCAUAUUUGAAAUCUUUGUUGGGAGCACAACGGCUUUUUCUGUACUGCUUUUCCUGCUUGUGCUCGGUUAUGCCAGAUGGAAGAAGCUGCUUGGUACAUAAAGUCCUCAUGGUCAAUUUUAAAUAUGUUUUAUGCUCUCAAAGUUUGGAACAUUUUUUUCCUUAUUUAUGAAUUCUUAUAAUAAUGGUUAUCAUGCAAAGCACAGACGUUAGACAUGGACCAAGUAUCAAUUACUUAUGUUAUACAUCAUGUAGAAUUUUGAAUGAACAAGUACAUUGCUUUUGUUCUA
This is a messenger RNA of Mangifera indica (mango), 1692 nucleotides long. RefSeq names its product magnesium transporter MRS2-4-like. The record is from RefSeq and is a predicted model, not a curated record. Lineage: Eukaryota; Viridiplantae; Streptophyta; Magnoliopsida; Sapindales; Anacardiaceae. The coding region runs from base 167 to 1504 and encodes 445 amino acids. The transcript has 4 exons. Gene Ontology annotation, molecular function: magnesium ion transmembrane transporter activity. Gene Ontology annotation, biological process: magnesium ion transport.